This is a messenger RNA of Pyricularia oryzae 70-15, 210 nucleotides long. RefSeq lists its product as uncharacterized. The record is from RefSeq and is a predicted model, not a curated record. The transcript has 2 exons. Lineage: Eukaryota; Fungi; Ascomycota; Sordariomycetes; Magnaporthales; Pyriculariaceae. The coding region runs from base 1 to 210 and encodes 69 amino acids.
AUGGAGAACCUCUCAGAAACAGCUUGGUACUAUAUCGAUAUUCGGCCAAGCUGGCCUGCAUUUACCAGUUUGGUGGUUACAUUGCAGCAAGCAGGCAAGCCACCCCUGGGAUUCGCUGCCGAGGGCGUCGGCGGCUCGUCGCGUGUCAACGCAGUGCUGCCAGGAUUUUACAGUCCUGGCGGGCCUCGAAUCGACCGUUUGAGGGCAUGA